Mastomys coucha (southern multimammate mouse) is the source of this 1843-nucleotide messenger RNA. It is a transcript of the gene Cfap210, whose product is annotated as coiled-coil domain containing 173. The record is from RefSeq and is a predicted model, not a curated record. Bases 115 to 1758 code for a protein of 547 amino acids. The transcript is spliced from 9 exons. NCBI's taxonomy places the organism in Eukaryota, Metazoa, Chordata, Mammalia, Rodentia, Muridae.
CACUUCCGGCGUGGUUGCUAAACAACCAAAUGGUUUAGCUACCACGCGGUUGCUGACUUCAACUUGGAAAUAAAUCUCCCCGGCUCUAGACUCGCGGAGCUCAGCUUGUUAAAGAUGCAAGUGCGCUUUGGACGGCGCUCCGGGCAGGCGAAGGAAAGCCCAGGAAUGGAUUGCUUUAAAAAAGAAGAGAUUCCCUAUCCACCUCUUCUACCUAGCAAGGUAGAUCUCCAGCAGAUCACCAUAAUCCCACACGCCGAGUGGGAAAGGAUCCGGGAUAGCCUCAACAGGUUGACAAGAGAAGCAGCCGCCCUUCGUGCAGAAAGAACAGCAAAGAAAAAUAUGCAUAUGCAAUCUCAAGAGUUGGUAAAACACUGGACUAACACAUAUGCAGGAAUGAAAGAACAGAAACUUAAAGCCAAGCAAAAGCGUGAUGAAGAGAUUGAGGCUGAAAGACAAAUUCUUGAUCUGGAGGAAGAAAUAUACAAACAAGGAGAAAGAAAGAAGGCCAUCGAACGUGCAAAGCAGUAUCAGUUUUACCAGACAGAGAGAGUGAAAAACUUUCAUUCAGGACUUCUUCUCAGUAGAGUUAUGAAAGAGCGUGAUGUCCAGAUUCAGUACAAAAAGAAUGCAGUAAAAUCAGAUAAAAAAUGGGAAGAACAAGUGAAGCUCAACGAUGAAAAAGCUCUUAAAGAAGACCGAGAGAAAGAAGAAAAACGUCGCAAAGAAAGAGUAGCUCUUGCUAACAAUCAUCUGAAACAAAUAAAGGAACAUGAAGAGGAAGAAGAAGCAAGGAAGAAAACUGAAGAAAAAGAUGCCGAGGAGAUAAAGCGGCAGAAUUUGCUGUAUGAAAUAGAGAUGAAGAAAAACCUAAGCAAGAAACAGGAAGAGAUAGAUGCAAGCAGAAAACUGUUUUUUGACAAUAUGCAUGAUAAAAACAUCAUCCGAGCGGUAGAACAGCAGCAGCAAGAGGAGGAAGACGAAAAGGUUAGAAAGUUUAUCAAAGCCAAAAAACGUCUUUUACAAAUGAGGAUGGACAAAGAAGCUGAAACAAACAGGCUAAUGGAAGAACGGAGAGAAAGAAUAAAUAAUUUCCUAAGUAAACUAAUAAAAGAGAAACUUGAUAAUGAAGAUUUGAUUAUUGCUAGAGAUAUUUCUGAAGCUGACACUGAACUGGAGAAAAGAGAAAAAGAAAAGCGUGAAAAAAAUCAAGCAGAGUUGAAAGCAAUCGCAGAUUAUAGAGCCUCUGUGAUGAAAAAUAAAGAAGAAGAAGAAAGACAAAGGAAAAUAGAGGCCAAGGAACAGCUGCAGGCUAUCUUAAAGGCAGAUAAGAUCUUCCAGGAGCUUGAAAGGGAGAAAAACCUCAAAGCUGCCAAGGAGAGACUGGAAAUUCAAGAUGCUCACAUUCAGAAAAUAGCCAUAAAUAAAUUUAAUGCAAAACAAUUGAAGGAAGAAGAAUUAGAUUAUUGGAGACUUACUGAAGCCCUUACAGUUGAGAAGGAGAAAGAAUUUGAGAAGUAUGCUAGAGAAGUAAUUAACUCUGAAUCUGAAUCAACAAAGAAAUACACCUACCCUAUGGUAAAAGCUGUGCAGCAAGGAGUGGGAGGUGGACGUGGACCACCCUUUGUGGGCAGAGGUGGAAUAAGACCAAGCUAUCAGGUAAAUGAUGCUACUGGGGUCCAGCUCCCUUUUUAUAAUAGUCAAGGAUCAAAGUAUAAUGAUUUUCAGAAGUCAAAGAGAAGGCUAGGUUUUACUUGGUAAAAAAGGUCAUAUUUUGAUUGAUAAAAUUAUAAAGAUCUACAAAUAUAAUGGAAUUUCUGAUAAUAAAGCCACUACUUAUCUCUAA